GUCAAAAUUCUGUCAAAAAUAAUCUGACUUUUCAAAAUUGUAUUUUUUAUUUUUUUUGCACUUUAAUAAGCAAGAAAAUGGCUAAAAGAAGAUCAGAUUCGCCGGAACUUGGCCACAAAUUUGGUAGACCUGAUAUUGAAAGAAUUGGAUUGUUCAGUGAAAUGGUGUAUUUAAGUGCAAAAACGUACCCAAAAAAGAAAAUUCACAGAGAACCAAGAAACAUGUAUUGUGAAGGACGGAAAUCUAAAAAUGGGACACAGCAUGGAUAUUUUGAUCUUGAAUUUAAAAGAGUUUUUUCUAAAGAGGCAAUAAAAGGGAGAGGAAGAAAACCGGCCCCUCCAAAGUUCAAAAACGUUUCAGAACGUCCUUUUUUACCUCCAAUUGGUUUCAAACAUCAUUCAUGUCCUGGUGAUUACUAUGGGACAUUUAGUGGAAUUAUUGAAGCUUUUGGUAAUAAGUUAAAACCAAAACCUCCAAGAAAAUCUCAAGGAAGAAAUUUAUUGUCAAAUCCUGGAAAAUUAGGAGGUCCUGGAUAUGCAGACAUAUGUUUAAGUCGUUAUCCAGAACACAAACCUGACAGGUACGGUUUGAAACCUAAAUAUAAAGAAUAUGGGAAAAAUUUGGGAAGAGCUAUGGUCAAUGUUCAUUACCCUCAACCAUUCUUCGACAAAAAUCCCUUUGCUGACCCACCAAACAUCAAAUCUGGACCCACUUAUGUUAGACCAAAAGAUAAAGAAUUUAAAAGUCUUCAUCCUGGUUAUAUUGUACCCACUGGGCCGGGAAAACUGCAAGGAGGAUGUCAUGAUGGAUGCUUCGAUAAAUUUCCCGAAUACAAAUCUGAUAAAUACGGAGUACGAGUUAAGAAACCUCAUGAAAAAGUUUUUUAUCCUCCAUCAACCGCCAUGAAAAGCUAUUACAAUACAUCUGUUUUGUUUCAAAACGUUGAUGUUAAACUUAACAAAGAAAAUUAUGAAAAUUUUCAGCCAGUUUAUAAUAAAUACAUAAUAAUUAAUGAUUAA
This is a messenger RNA of Tribolium madens (black flour beetle), 1019 nucleotides long. Its product is annotated as UPF0602 protein C4orf47 homolog. NCBI's taxonomy places the organism in Eukaryota, Metazoa, Arthropoda, Insecta, Coleoptera, Tenebrionidae. The record is from RefSeq and is a predicted model, not a curated record. Bases 78 to 1019 code for a protein of 313 amino acids. Gene Ontology annotation, cellular component: centrosome. The transcript has 5 exons.